Messenger RNA from Marmota monax (woodchuck), 7786 nucleotides. RefSeq names its product zinc finger protein 516 (gene Znf516). NCBI's taxonomy places the organism in Eukaryota, Metazoa, Chordata, Mammalia, Rodentia, Sciuridae. The transcript is spliced from 6 exons. Gene Ontology annotation, cellular component: nucleus. Gene Ontology annotation, molecular function: DNA-binding transcription factor activity, RNA polymerase II-specific; RNA polymerase II cis-regulatory region sequence-specific DNA binding. The record is from RefSeq and is a predicted model, not a curated record. Gene Ontology annotation, biological process: regulation of DNA-templated transcription. Bases 341 to 3802 code for a protein of 1153 amino acids.
GCGGACGUCACACGCUGCACUGUAACCCAAGAAGUGAAAGAGCCGGGGACCCGCAGCCCAACUUCGCACCGUAACAAAGGCGGGGGUCCGUGCGGACCCGGGCGCAGCGGGCUGGCGGGGGCGCAGGGUCGGGGCGGCGCGGCUGGCUCCGGGGCAGAGGCGGCCGAGACCAGGUGCUUGCUGUGAGGGCCUCGUUCUCCGCCUGCUCGUGCACUGCCUCCUCGCGGGCCCCUCCCUCGUUGCUGGGCAGCAGCAGCCUCUCUGAGGAUGGAGAGGUAAGACGUCCCUUUGGGCCUGCGCCACUGACAGCCGCUCCGCCACCACACCCCCCCUCCUCCCCAUGGAUCGCAGCAGAGAGGCCGAGAUGGAGCUGAGGAGAGGGCCCAGCCCGCCCAGGACCAGCCGGAGCCAGGAGGUGGACGGGGACAGGGCCGCCUGCCAUAGCUGCUGCAUCUGUGGCAAGAGCUUCCCCUUCCAGAGCUCGCUGUCGCAGCACAUGCGCAAGCACACGGGGGAGAAGCCCUACAAGUGCCCCUACUGUGACCACAGGGCCUCCCAGAAGGGCAACCUCAAGAUUCACAUCCGCAGUCACCGCACAGGGACUCUGAUUCAGGGACAUGAGCCAGAGGCAGGCGAGACACAGCUGGGCGAGAUGCGCGUGUCCGAGGGCCUGGACGGGUGCGCCAGCCCCACCAGAAGCACCUCAGCCUGCAAUCGGAUGCUGAAUGGGGCCGUGCAGGUGGACAGCAGCAAGAUCCUGCUGCGGAGCAGCCGGAAGGAGGCCGAGGGGACAGCCAGUGCCCCGGAGGAGGCUGAGGCCGUGGCCCAGUGCUCCUUCUGCAAGAGCCAGUUUGAGCGUCAGAAGGACCUGGAGCUGCACGUGCACCAGGCCCACAAGCCCUUCAAGUGCAGGCUGUGCAGCUACGUGACCUCGCGGGAGGAGUCGCUGCUGAGCCACAUCGAGAGGGACCACAUCACCGCGCAGGGCCCCAGUGGCAGCGAGGCCUGCGUGGAGAACGGCAAGCCCGAGCUGAGCCCCGGGGAGUUCCCCUGUGAGGUGUGCGGCCAGGCCUUCAGCCAGACCUGGUUCCUGAAGGCGCACAUGAAGAAGCACCGGGGCUCCUUCGACCACGGCUGCCACAUCUGUGGUCGGAGGUUCAAAGAGCCGUGGUUCCUUAAGAACCACAUGAAGGCUCAUGGCCCCAAGACUGGGAGCAAGAACAGGCCCAAGAGCGAGCUGGACCCCAUUGCCACUAUCAACAACGUGGUCCAGGAGGAGGUCAUUGUCGCCGGCCUGUCCCUCUAUGAAGUCUGCACCAAGUGUGGAAAUCUGUUUACAAACCUGGACAGCUUGAACGCCCAUAACGCCAUACACCGCCAGGUUGAAGCCAGCCGGAUGCGAGCCUUGGCCGAGGAGGGGGCUGCAGAGGGCCCCCCGGACACCAAGCAGUUCUUCCUACAGUGCCUGAAUCUGCGACCAGCCCUGGCUGGUGACAUGUCCCCUAGCGGGCAGGCUGGAAGACGGGUGGCUGAGCUGGACCCCGUCAACAGCUACCAGGCAUGGCAGCUGGCCACCAGGGGCAAGGUGGCUGAGCCAGCAGAGUACCUCAAGUAUGGGGCCUGGGACGUGGCCUUUGACAAGGACAGGCGUGAGUAUAUCCUGGUGAGCCAGGAGAAGCGCAAGCGUGAGCAGGAUGCUCCGGCCACACAAGGCCCCCCCAGGAAGAGGGCCAGCAUGCCUGGCGACCCCGUGCUUUCCAGCCACCUCGACCCCCGGCCAGCGGCACGCCCCAGCCGCCGGGCCACGGCCACUGCUGGCCAAGGCAAGUCCUCGGAGUGCUUUGAGUGUGGCAAGAUCUUCCGAACAUACCACCAGAUGGUGCUGCACUCGCGUGUGCACCGCCGUGCCCGCCGCGACAGGGGAACCGACGGGGACAGGGCGGCACGCGCCCGCUGUGGCUCCCUCAGCGAGGGCGACUCGGCCUCCCAGCCCAGCAGCCCCGGCUCGGCCUGCGCCACUGCCGACUCCCCAGGCUCCGGGCUGGCAGACGAGGCAGCAGAGGACAGCGGGGAAGACGCUGCGCCUGAGUCUGCAGCAGGGGGACAGCCGCGGCGCUGCUGCUCUUCCGAAGAGGUAGCAUCGACUGUGCUCUCCAACGGAGACCAGAGUCACAAACCUGGAAAUAACCCGCCAGAAAAAGCCGCCAGUGAGUGCCAGGCGGGGGUUGCAGCUUCUGUGUCCAUACUUGAAGGCAGUAGCAGAGAGACUUCCAAACGCCCUGAACAACAUAGAUUUUCUAUUGACUUAAAGAUGCCAGCAUUUCACCCCAAGCAGGAGGCGCCCAGCUCUGGCGACGGUGUGGAUUUCCCUUCAGUUAUGGAAGGAACUGACCUGCAGCCUGCACUGGAGAGCCAUGCUGGCCACCCUAAAGAAAAGUUGUCUGAUUUGCACAAUAAAGAGCAUUCUGGGGGAGGAAAAAGGGCGCCCUCUGCAGACCUGAUCCCACUCGAUUUGAGCAUGAGGUCCACCCGGGAUGAACCUGGCAGUAAGGAAGCGGUCCCCUCCCUGCAAGCUGCUUUGGUCACUCACCCAUGUCCUUACUGCAGCCACAAGACCUACUACCCGGAGGUUCUGUGGAUGCAUAAGCGUAUCUGGCACAGGGUCAGCUACAACGCCAUGGCCCCCCAGUGGACGCAGCCCAGUGGCCACAAGAGCAUCAGAAACCACUUGGUCUUCCUGGCCCGGAGCGGACGCACGGGCCCUCCACCCGCUCUUGGGGGCAAGGAGUGCCAGCCCCUGCUCCUUGCUCGUUUCACCCGCACUCAGGUGCCAGGGGGUGCGCCAGGACCCAAAGGCAGCUCUUCUCCCCUGGGGGCCACCAUGAAAGCCGCUAGCAUGCCUAAGAAUAAGGAGAGCCAUUCCGGGAGCCCCUGUGCACUGUGGGCAUCUGGUCCUGACGGGUAUCGGCAGGCCAAGGCAGGCCACAGCCAGGAGCCUCCCAGUGCUGCAGGGCAGGGGCCCCCAGCCAAACCCAGGCCGGAGGCCAGCUCCAAGCCAGCGUCUGUCCUGGGCAGCGGGGGCCUCGGCAGAAGUGCCACCCCCACGCCCUCUGUCAUAACCCGGGUGGGUGCCCAGCCACUGGCCAACAGCAAGCCCGUGGAGAAGUACGGAGCACCCUCGAUGGGGGCUGGCUAUGCCCCUUCAAAUAAGCACAGUGCCCCUGACUCCCUGAAAGCCAAAUUCAGCCCUCAGCCUCAGGGCCCACCUCCUGUGAAAGGUGAAGGGGGCCCUCCACUACCUCCCCGUGAGCCCCCCUCAAAGGCGGCCCAGGAGCCGAGGACUCUGGCCACCGGUGCUGCAGGAUCCAGAGGGGACGCAGCGUUGCAGGCCCAGCCGGGAAUGGCCGGGGCGCCCCCUGUCUCACACUCCACCAAACAGGAGUCCGCAGCCGAGGGCCACGAGAAGCGUUUGGACAUCCUCAACAUCUUUAAGACGUACAUUCCAAAGGACUUUGCUACGCUCUACCAGGGCUGGGGCAUCAGCAGCCCUGGGCCGGAGCACAGAGCAGGGACGCUGCGGACACAGGCUCGCCCGGGAGACUUCGUGUGUGUCGAAUGCGGGAAGAGCUUCCACCAGCCAAGCCACCUCAGGGCCCAUGUGCGGGCACACACAGUGGUGUUUGAGUGUGACGGUCCCCGAGGUUCCGAAGUUCACACUGCCUCCACGGAUGCUCCCAAACAAGGGGGAGACCACGCCCACCCCGGCUCCGCGCAGACCCUGCCGCUCAGGAAGGGAACCUAGGACGCCCGCGCCCCGCGCGCCCCCUGGCGGCCCUCGGCCGUGUCCUCCCAGACGUCCUGGCUGCCGCCCCGCUGCGCCCCUGACCAUCCAAGGAGGAGCCGGAGGCCUCCCGACCAGACACCUCGGCCGGAGCCACCGCACUGCAGCGGAGCCUGGUGGCGAGGCCUCUCCCCGCUGAGGCUUAGGAAGCGAAGACGCCCAGCCCGGAGCCCGUGCAGGCCGCGCCUCUGCCGCCCUCCGGCCACCGCCCGCUGGGCGAGCAGAGGUGCAGCGGGCACAGCGGGCUCCAGCGGGGCUCCAGACGUCCGCGGCCUCCGAGACAAGAUUGAGACACUGGAAAAAAAAGAAACUUGUGUGUUGGACGGAGCAGAGAAGCUAAGCACUGUAGUUGGAGCCCAGAGCUCAGCGGGACUGUCGCGUGGUGUCAGGGCGGAGGUGCAGCCGAGGUCGAGGAAGCGAUACUACUGCCUCUCCGUGUCUUAGUGGGUGUGGACAGUAGAGAACACGGGAAGGAGCUGGCCUUCAGGAGCCGUGGAGCUCGGGUGCGGUGGAGAAGCGGUGAAGGAUCCCCACCGCGCAGAGGUCCGGCCCCUACCUGCCGGCGGAUGCCUGCCUGCGAGCGCGCUCUGCCCACCUUCCUGCAAGUCCAGCGGAGGAAGCACGUCUGUCCGCGGGACGGGUCGCGCUGCUUUGGGAAGGAGAGCUAGUGGGACACGAGGACAAGCAGGCUUCUUUGUUUAACUCAGGACCUUUUUGUAACAGGGCUACAUUCUGCAAACUGCUCACAGAGGAGGGCUGCACGUCUUAACCAGUUACCUAGCCACUGAGUCCUCCCAGUCUGGGCCUGUUGUAGUAAUGGCAGAAGAACCCCUGAGCAGAGGGGGCCCUCAGCACUAGGGUGCCGGGCUCCGCAACCUUCUGCUCCCCACCCCACCUCUCCCCUGCACCACCCCAGCAAGUAGGUGUCUUUCCUCUUGGGCCUGGUGACCUCCACAGGGCGAGGAACGGCUCCCGGCCAGUGGGGGUCACCAGACUGCGGGUGGAGACGCUCUAUAUACCUCUUCCUCGUGGUGCACAGCGAGGGUUGGUGGUGGGUGGUGGGGGUUCGGCCCGCGACAGAGGACCUUAGACCAUGCAGUGUACGCAUCUUAAUCGUAUUUCACAGAUAUAAAUAUUUUCUUUUCCUAUUGCCGUGACACUAUGUGUGAUGGUAAUAUUUCUGAAAGUUUCAGAUUUUUGCACAUAUGAUUUUAUGCAUUAUCAAAAGUUACUGCUGCCUUGAAUGAAGAUGUUCUGUGAAAUUUUUUGCAAAAGCUUUACUAGUUUUUUUUUAAUUGUGAAAUUUUGUAAAGGCAGGAAAUGGAUUAAAAUGAGCAUGCUAAAUAUAUUUUUCAAAAAAAGCAAUAAUUUUACAUGUACAGAAAUUAUCCUAACCUUUAAUACUGGUGAGAGCAACAGUUUACUUAAUACAGUAAUGGAUUAGUGCAGUUUUUGUAGAAAAUGGGCUUCUGAUACAAAGACUUUGUUUAAACACACACACACUCCCAAAGUGUGCUUUCCUGUUCUAAUGAUUUGUUGGAUUAUUAUAUUAUUAUUAUUAUUAUUUUAUUGUUAUUGUUAGUUAAUGUUUGGGUCUGGAUUCUAUUUGUUACUGAGUUUAAAUUACUUGACAGUUGAGGUGGCGGCCACACUUGCAGACAAUGCAACGUAACUGCUAGCUUAUGUAUAUCUAUCUAUAUUAUUUUUUUUACUUAUUUUUUUCCUGAUAAUAUUACACAGAUAUGUAUGGGAAUGAUCUGUCUUGGUGUGCUUAGGAAUGUCCGUGCGCACGUCGCAUGACAUCGUGGGGUGUUCUGGGAAGUUACUUGGAGUGAGGUGCUGAGGUGCCUCCCUCUGUCCACCUAAGAUGUCAGAACACCCUUCUGUUGGUUUAUGUCUGAUCAUUUUGAUAGUUUCCCCAAAGUGAUCAUUUCUGCGUUUUCUUGGCUUUUAUUUUCUUGGCUGAAAGUAAACGGUGACAGGGACGUUUAGGGACUAGCGGUCUGGUCCUGUCUGUUCUCUGUGUUUUAGUUAUUAAAAGACCUUCUGUACCCAAAGUGACACACAGGUGUCGUCUGCAUUCUUCCUGUUUCAGAGCGACCUGGGAAAGCGCAGAUUCACCCCGACCUCCUGCCCAGUUGGUCUGGGGGGGAGAGGGGUGAGCCUUCCCGCUGUGGCAGGGUGGCCUCUGAGUCUGGCUCCUGGGAGAGCAGUGCGAGGACGGCGGGCCCCCACUGUGUCCCCCACCACCUGGAGGGCUGGCUCCUUUCUUCCUCUGAUCAUCAGUAUUGUAUUGGUUUGUGAGUUUGUUGAUGUCAGUUCAACCAUAGUAUUUAAUAUGAUUUAUGAUUUCUUAUUUAUUUAGCCACUGUGUUUUGAUUCACUUCUCUGAAUGAUGGUCUCACACGAUACGCUUCUAAGUCGCCUCUGACUGUUAAACUCUCUACUACCUCUGCUGUCUGCCGUCUCCUUGUGUCCUAACAGAUUUACAGUAUUGGUCUAGUGUGGCUUAGACCACAAAGGGUUCAGCUGUCCACCCAGCUGUUCUGUCCCUGCCCUGACCUGUGUGCUUGCUGCUUCCUGGCUCUGCUCGCCUGACCAGCUUCACCCACCACCUUCUCCCUGUCACCUUCCUCCUCCUCACUCACAUCUCCUCCUCCUCUCUGAAUUCACAUAACACACAAAUGAUGAGCUUCUAAAAAUCCUUCAGGUUAUUCACUCAUAGUCCUUAAUUCAAAGAAUGAACAUUUAAGUCCUCCCCAGUGCAGAUGCUAAUUGUCUUCUCUGGGAAUUGACCACUGUACCUGUCCGCGUUUCUUCCUAGAGAGUCUUGUUGUAAUCUUAGGUGGGUGCAUUUCACCCUUGUCAACUCAAGACAGAUUUUGAAGCCAAGUGGAUUUUUCCUUUUUGGUUCUAAAAAGUAUUAAAUAUUUUAAGAUGUGCCCCCGAUAUUUACUUAUUUAUUUUUUAACCCAAGGGAAACACUGGUUUUUUAAAAGUAAGGUGCUCUAGGAAACGGCAGCUGAGAGCUGCAGGGGUCACUUGGUAGGACGAGGCCCACUGAUGCUGUAACAGGCUUGUUACCCUGCGCCUUCUGCCUGGCCUUGGGGCCGCCUUGCUGGGCGCGGGACCCAGGCAUCUCUGUAAGGCACAUGGAGGUCUCAGGGCCUCACACCUCUCAGGGUGCAGCAGGUGGCAAGCCCAGUUUCUCUGGGGCCUCUUGGGUGGUGAUUCUGGUCAUUUUCUGUUCUUUCAACCAGAAGAGCAAGUGCAGUUGAUGGGGCGAUUGGGGUGUCUGCCAGAUCAAAGGGAGUGGGUGCAGUCCUCGGUCUGUAGGGAGGAGAGCACCCCUGUACUUACAGCCAGAGGCUUCGCCAGCAUCCCUCCAGAUGGAGAGCCCACCCGACCAGCCGAGAGGCUCCCCUAGACAGACAGGAGACUGCUCUCGGGGCUUCCCCCUUUCCGCCCGGACAGUAUCUGAAGGAACGUUUGUGUUUUACUGCUUUUAGCUUUAGUGACUUAUCAUUUGCAGAUAUUUAUUCACUGAGCAAGAAAAACAGAAAUCACAGGUGAGGACUUGUGGCAGUGAUGAGGUCCUUGUUUGCCGAGGUUCACACACACUCCAGAGCCCUGACUCGCCUCCGGGGAGUGACCCACCCAGGGUCACCCAGCAAGGGAAACGUCCAUUCUUCAUCAACUUCCUAACUGUACUUUGAGACAGUAAAAUGCAAAAGACCAUAGAAUUUGUAUUUCUUUUUUUAAAAUACAAUUUAUAACAUUAUAUUUUGUACUCUUUAUAUUAGAAUUUGUAACUAGAUUGAUGUAUUUAACUCUAUUUCUGAAAAAGUAAUUCAGUGUUUCAGUUGUGUGAUAAAAAUAUUUAGAUAAAACAUAUUCAUUCUAUUGGAAUUUGAAAUAAAUAAAGACAUCUUGGAGUUCUUGAGA